AUGAAGGCAACCCGGCCACAGUUAUCUAAAAGCGACUUUGUCAAUCCGGGUGUACUGGAUGCAGUGAACCCACAUCCAGUUUGGGGCUACGCACACGGACCUAUUCCAAAUGACAACCCUGAUUUCAAACUAAAGCCGAACCAAAGUAAAUAUGUAUCGAGUCGCCAAGUCAGACUUGCUCUUGCUAGUACUAUUCAUGGGCCAAGAGCCUCUUUGGUCACCAUGAAUCGUUGCAACACCUUCGUCUGCGAUAUCUUGGUUCAAGACACUCAGAUGUGCGGGGCGACUUUCAAAAACUUACACCCUUUCUACAGUCAUCUCCGUAUAUACCAUACUGGUGCCACCAACCUACCACAUUACACCCGCCUGUCCAAUGAGGAAAAUACUGCUGGAGAUAACGCGAUAAAGCGUUGGGUGUUGAUGGGAGGCUGGCGGGAUGCCCUUUAUUCCAAGGAACCUAGCCAGGGGCAUAUUUCUGUCUCUCUGAUCGGCUACUAUUGUGAUACAUUGGAGGGAAUUGCGCGCACCGAUGCCCAGUUUGCUGCAGAGUACGGAACCCAAUUUCACCAACAGUUUCAAUCCAGAUACGUAAGUAUUCUUCUAAGAAUCCAAGAGAAGUAUGUUAACAAUAUUAAGCCCGGAAUCUAUCCUCCCAAUCCACCGAUGCCUUUGGUUGCACCGCCAACACCCCAUGGCAACGACUCUGGGAAACCCUCUAGAUGUGAACAGUCUACUCAAACUGAACCCAUCUCUGACAAUGACCCCGAUAUUAGCCCUGAUUUCACAUCUGGAUCUCGACCUGAUUGCGAGAUUGUGUCCAAGUCUGUGUCCGAGGUUGACUCCGAGCCCGAGGACCAAGAAGAGUGGCCGGUUGACGCUGUCACUGAUAUCUUUGCUGGGCUGUAUCUACCAUCAAGCAAAUUGGACGCGGCAUAUGGCCCUAUGUCCGAAGAAAUGAACUGA
Messenger RNA from Penicillium samsonianum, 963 nucleotides. RefSeq lists its product as uncharacterized. The transcript has 5 exons. Bases 1 to 963 code for a protein of 320 amino acids. The record is from RefSeq and is a predicted model, not a curated record. Lineage: Eukaryota; Fungi; Ascomycota; Eurotiomycetes; Eurotiales; Aspergillaceae.